Molecule: messenger RNA, 1890 nt
Organism: Carassius auratus (goldfish)
Lineage: Eukaryota; Metazoa; Chordata; Actinopteri; Cypriniformes; Cyprinidae
Gene: fn3krp
Product: fructosamine 3 kinase related protein
Exons: 7
Coding region: 332-1261 (309 amino acids)
Source: RefSeq, a predicted model, not a curated record
AACACAUUUGAUCCAGAUUUACAGUUGGACACACAGGACAUAAUAAACAAUGCAAUUACCUUCCAAGCAUCCAACAGGAUGAUAUAACAGAGCAGCUUUAAUUAAAGGAUUGAUUGAAUUAAAUGUAUACGGAUGUAUUUUCCUUGUUUUCUUGAAUUGAGUUCACAGUAGAUGGCGGUAGUGCGCGAAAUUGGUGUGAUCCGCAAAAAUAAAGGGAAGAAAAGAAAAAGAAGAAGCAACAGUAAUCCUGCGCACCCCUGUGUUGUUAUCCUGUGUUUGUUAUAUGAGCGCAUGUUAGCAUCCGGGGAUAUUUCACAACACCUAUAAUGAGAUGGAGGCGUUGCUGAAGAGAGAGCUGGGCACAUCUCUUCUGAAGAGCACUGGUCAUUCAGGAGGAGGAUGCAUCAGUGAAGGCCAGAGCUUUGACACUGACACUGGCAGAGUAUUCGUUAAGAUCAACCACAAGAAUGAGGCUAGAAGGAUGUUUGAUGGAGAGUUGGCAAGCUUGGAAGCGAUCCUGGCUACAAACACAGUGAAAGUGCCCAAGCCUGUGAAGGUGGUGGACCUUGAGAGAAGUGGAGCUGUUCUCAUAAUGGAACAUGUGGAGAUGAGGACCUUGAAUAAAUACUCAUCAAAGCUGGGGGAACAACUAGCUGACCUGCAUCUUGACAACAAAAGACAGAUAGAGAAACAAAACAAGGAACAGCAGACUGUUGGAAAAGGAUCAGGAACAUCUGAAAUACAUAUAGCCAACAAGUUUGGCUUUCACGUGGCUACCUGCUGUGGUUAUAUCCCUCAGGUAAAUGAUUGGCAGGAUGAUUGGGUGUCCUUUUUCGCCCAGCAAAGGCUGCAGUACCAGCUCAGCCUGGUGGAACAGUCAUAUGGAGACAGAGAGGCCAGGGAAUUGUGGGCCAAACUCCAGCUGAAGAUCCAUCAGCUGUUUACAGACACGGAGGUGGUUCCAGCUCUGCUGCAUGGAGAUCUUUGGGGAGGAAAUGUGGCCGAAUGUUCUGACGGUCCCAUCAUCUUUGACCCAGCAUCGUUUUAUGGCCAUUCAGAGUUUGAACUGGCUAUUUCUAGCAUGUUUGGUGGUUUUGGGAGCUCGUUUUACAAAGCUUACCAUGAGAAGAUCCCCAAGGCCACUGGCUUUGAAAAGAGGCAACAGCUUUACCAGCUGUUCCACUAUCUGAACCACUGGAAUCAUUUUGGUGGUGGCUACAGAGGUUCUUCUCUACGGAUUAUGAAGGAUCUAACAAAGUAGAUGCACCCUGAUUCUUUAAAGGGUUACUUCAGCCAAAAAUUCAAAUUUAAGCCAUAAAUUACUCACCCUGAAGUCAUCCUAAGUAUAUAUGACUUUCUUCUAUCAGAUGAAUUCAGUUGGAGUUAUUAAAAAAAAUUGUCUUUGAUCUUUCAAGCUGUUUGAUCCAACUUAGUGGGUGUUGUACUCCAUCCGUCCUUCAGAAGUUUAAUAAAAAGCUCAUCCAAUAAAAAAAAAGGGUCUAACACGGCUCCGGGGGGUGGACAAAGGCCUCCUGUAGUGAAUCCGCAUGUGGAAAUGCAGCGGAGAGAUCAAAACAAAACAGCGGUCACUAAUUAGAAGUACAAAACAAGGAUUUGUAAAGAAGAAUAUCUGAGGAUUUCAAUAUAAGCCAAGUGGAGACUGGUUUUAUUUAGCUAAAGUAAGGAAACUUUGCUUCCUUUGCUCCUGUUAAACAUUAGUUUUCACGAGACUCAGCAGCGCAUGUUCAGUGUUGACCUCAUACGUCAUUCCCGCGGAACUGCUUCUGUUUUAUAACAGUGAGCGCAAGCUAGAUUAAAGUGAUUAUUAUGUUUUGAAUAUGGAUAUUUUUCUUACAAAAAUUCGAUUCACUGCAGGAGGCCUUUGUUCAC